UGGUUUUUGUUUAGGUAAGAUAUUUCCAGUUGUGAAGAAUCAACAUCUUUUGCUCUGUACUCUUUUGAUCGGAAACUCUAUGGCUAUGGAGGCUCUGCCGAUAUUUUUGGAUAAAAUUGUGCCUCCAUGGAUUGCUAUUCUUCUAUCAGUGACUCUUAUACUCGUGUUUGGAGAGAUCAUGCCACAAGCAGUUUGCACUCGAUAUGGACUCAAGGUUGGAGCGAUAAUGGCUCCUUUUGUCCGUGUUCUGCUUAUAUUGUUCUUCCCCAUUUCAUAUCCAAUCAGCAAGGUUCUUGAUUGGAUGUUGGGUAAGGGACAUGGUGUUCUUUUACGUAGAGCAGAGUUGAAGACGUUUGUGACUUUCCAUGGAAAUGAGGCUGGGAAAGGUGGAGAUCUAACAAACGAUGAGACUUCUAUCAUCACAGGUGCACUUGAAUUAACUGAAAAGACGGCAAAAGAUGCAAUGACUCCCAUUUCAAAUGCUUUUUCCCUUGAUCUUGAUACCAAUCUUAAUUUGGAAACCUUGAAUACAAUAAUGUCAGUUGGUCAUAGCAGAGUUCCAGUUUACUUCAGAAACCCCACACAUAUAAUUGGGCUCAUUCUGGUUAAAAAUCUCUUGGCAGUUGAUGCUAGAAAAGAAGUUCCUCUGAGAAAAAUGUCCAUGAGGAAAAUUCCGCGUGUCUCUGAGACAAUGCCACUAUACGAUAUCCUAAACGAGUUCCAGAAGGGUCACAGUCACAUAGCAGUUGUCUAUAAGGAUCUUGAAGAGCAGGAGCAAUCUUCCGAAACAAGCGAAAAUGGUAUUGAGCGCAGGAAAAACAAGAAAACAAAAGAUGAACUUUUCAAGGACAGUUGUAGGAAACCAAAAGCUCAGUUUGAGGUAUCAGAGAAGGAAGUAUUCAAAAUUGAAACUGGAGAUGCAAAAUCCGGCAAGAGCGAGAACGGUGAGGAGCAGCAGGGGAAAACGAGUUUAUUGGCUGCUCCAGCUAAGAAGCGACAUAGAGGCUGUUCGUUCUGCAUUUUGGAUAUUGAGAAUACCCCCAUACCUGAUUUCCCUACCAAUGAAGAAGUUGUAGGAGUUAUCACCAUGGAGGACGUUAUCGAAGAGCUUCUUCAGGAAGAGAUCCUUGACGAAACCGAUGAGUAUGUGAACAUCCACAAUAGGAUCAGAGUGAACAUGCAUGCUUCUCAGGAGAAUCUACCAAGCGUAACCUCAGUCACACAAUCAUCAUCAGGCUCCACUAGUCCCAACCGAACAUCCCAUUUGGCCACACCAGAUUCGAGUCCUACAACAAAGCUUUCAGAUUCAAGUUCUACAACAAAGCCUUCAGGUUCAAGUCCUACAACAAAGCCUUCAGGUUCGAGUCCUACAACAAAACCUUCAGAUUCAAGUAUUUCUUAAGUUUAUAUGAGUGAGGAUAUAUAGUUACAUGAUUUUAAAAGAAAGCAAAAAGGUUGAAGCUGAAACAGCUUUACUUAUUUAAUCAACACUAAUAUUUCUUUGGUAAAGUUUUGGUCUUUGAGAUAAGGACUUCGAAUGGGUUACCAAAAUACCUUAUACAAAAAUUACGCUUUGGGAUC
Camelina sativa (false flax) is the source of this 1581-nucleotide messenger RNA. NCBI's taxonomy places the organism in Eukaryota, Viridiplantae, Streptophyta, Magnoliopsida, Brassicales, Brassicaceae. The record is from RefSeq and is a predicted model, not a curated record.